UGGUUUUUUCCGUUCACAUUCUUCUUCUUCUCUCUCUCUCUCUCUCCCUCUUUCUCUCUCCUCUUUCUCUCUCCUCACACCAAACCACACCAGCUUCCUCCCUUCAUCUCAAUAUUUUCUUAUUUGUGGAACUGCUUUUGUCUCCUCCUCUUUGAUCUUCCACAAGCUCCUCUCCCUUUUGCUUUCUCAAUCCGUUUCGGUAAAAAAGUUCACUUUUUUUUUGGCCCCUUUUGGGGUUCCUGAACGCGUUAAAGAUACUGUUUUUGUUGGGUCAAUGGGGUCCUAUUUUCUAAAAUUGCGGCCUCAAUUUUUGCGGUCUGGGGGUGAUUGAUUUGGGGGGAAGGAAUGUAGCUGGAGGAGGUGGUGUUGUGUUCUCAAUAAGAAUUUCAUCCUCAUUCAAAGGGGGUGUUGUAAAUUUCUUAAAUUUGAUCCGUUUUGAUCUACCCUUACAUUGAAUUGGUUCUAAUUUAAUGACUUGGUUGUGAAAUCUCAUUGGAUUUGGGCGGGUGUUUGAAGAAAGUUAGGAUUUUUGACUCCGGUGAAUCUGUGGGGGUGUUAUUCUUUUCUCUCGUUUGGGAUUGUGCACAAUCACUUGCUGAAUUGGGCACAAAUCUGAGCCAAAAAGUUCAUUCUUGUUGCUUGUGGUUGGAGGUGCAUUGAAGGUCAUUUCAUCAUGGAGCAUGUGAUUGGUGGAAAGUUUAAAUUGGGAAGAAAAAUUGGGAGUGGGUCUUUUGGGGAGCUCUAUUUAGGGGUUAAUGUACAAACUGGAGAGGAGGUGGCUGUUAAGCUGGAACCUGUGAAAACCAGGCAUCCACAGCUUCACUAUGAGUCAAAAUUGUAUAUGCUUCUUCAAGGAGGAACGGGGAUUCCCCACCUCAAGUGGUUUGGAGUUGAGGGAGACUACAAUGUCAUGGUUAUUGACCUUCUUGGACCAAGCCUGGAAGAUUUAUUCAAUUAUUGUAACCGAAAGUUCUCAUUGAAGACAGUGUUAAUGCUUGCUGAUCAAUUGAUUAACAGAGUUGAAUAUAUGCAUUCAAGAGGUUUCCUUCACCGCGACAUAAAGCCGGACAAUUUUCUAAUGGGUCUAGGACGAAAAGCAAAUCAAGUGUAUGCCAUAGACUAUGGCCUUGCAAAAAAAUAUAGGGAUCUUCAGACUCAUAGGCACAUACCAUACAGGGAAAACAAGAACCUUACUGGCACAGCACGCUAUGCAAGUGUCAACACUCAUCUUGGAAUUGAACAAAGCAGAAGGGAUGAUCUGGAAUCUCUUGGUUAUGUGCUUAUGUAUUUCUUAAGAGGAAGUCUUCCCUGGCAAGGACUGAAGGCUGGCACUAAAAAACAAAAAUAUGAUAAAAUCAGUGAGACAAAAGUGUCAACUCCCAUAGAGGUUCUAUGCAAAUCAUAUCCCUCCGAGUUUGUAUCAUACUUCCAUUAUUGCCGAUCAUUGCGGUUUGAGGACAAGCCAGAUUACUCGUACUUAAAGAGACUUUUCCGAGACCUAUUUAUUCGAGAAGGCUAUCAGUUUGACUACAUUUUUGACUGGACUAUGUUGAAGUAUCCACAGAUUGGUGGCACCUCUAGAGGGCGACAUGGCACUGGCAAGGCAGCUAUGCAUGCAGGUCCACAUGUACAAAAACAAGAAAAGAUCUCAGUUGGGAAAGAGAUAAGAGAGAAAUUCUCUGGUGCAGUUGAAGCAUUCUCCCGGAGGAACCCUGCAAAUGCAAGUCCUCGUCCUGAUCACACCAAACAUAGGAGUUUUGAUGAUGUACCAGUACAAAAGGAUUUGCACUAUGCCCAACACAACCCCGCUCGUUAUGGCAGCACUUCAAGAAGACCCAUGAUCUCAUCAAACAAGCAGACUUCCUCUGGUGACCAUACCGGCAGGCCAACCUUAAGUGGUGGCCGUCCAUCUGGUGCUCAUAGAAUUCAACCUGUAUAUGACACCAAACAAGCAACUUACACACGCAGUGGCUCUAUAAUAAGAGGCCACCGUGAUGAUCCUCUUAGGAGCUUUGAGCUCCUCAAUAUCAGAAAGUAAUUAAGUGAAGGGUGUGUCUUUUUGUUGUCAUAUCUGAAUUGUGACACACCUGAGAAUGCAAGACACCUUUUUAUUCAAGAAUAUUCUCAAGCAUUGUGCAAAGAAACCAAAGAAUCAAGUUCAUGGAUGUUACUCAAUUACCAUUGAGGUCAUUAUGGCAUAUGAUCUCCUGAUAUCAGUUUUGGACCAAGGUGGACUUUUUUCUGCCCCAGAAUUGCUUCAGAAGGUUUCUCAGCCACUGUAACGUGUUCUUAAAACGUCCCAAAGAGAAUUCAACUGAGAUUCUUUUUAUAUUUAAUUUCUGUACUAGAUGAGACCUGAAUUGUAGUAAGUUUUAUGACACACCAUGCUAUUGUUUGUGAACAAUGAGGUCAAACGCUGCCUGUAUGUUAUUAACACGUCUCUUGAGAAUGAAAUUUAUUUACAAGCUA
Messenger RNA from Cajanus cajan (pigeon pea), 2469 nucleotides. RefSeq names its product casein kinase 1-like protein 10. Lineage: Eukaryota; Viridiplantae; Streptophyta; Magnoliopsida; Fabales; Fabaceae. Gene Ontology annotation, molecular function: protein kinase activity; ATP binding. Gene Ontology annotation, biological process: protein phosphorylation. The record is from RefSeq and is a predicted model, not a curated record.